This is a messenger RNA of Rotaria sordida, 1506 nucleotides long. Lineage: Eukaryota; Metazoa; Rotifera; Eurotatoria; Philodinida; Philodinidae. The record is from the annotation of a GenBank genome assembly.
AUGAUAACGAAUUGUGCACCGUGUCCUCGAUGUGGUAAACUUGUGUCAGUUAAUAAUCUGUCAUCUAUCAGUGAUACUCUAAAUAAUAUGCUUCGAAAACUUCGAAUCGAAUGUACACUCUGUGGACAGACGGAAUUAUUACGAGGAAAUUUCGAUGAUCACAUCAACCAAGAAUGUCCCAAUGUUCGUGUGUCUUGCCCAGCAAUGAAUAACAAAUGUCCAUGGAUCGGACAACGAAAUGACCUUAAAAAUCAUAUAUCCACAUGUGUUUUCCAUCAGCCUCCAUUGGUAGUUGCUGAAAUAGCAGCUGCAACAAAACUAUCAACAAAAGAUUUCUUGUCAAAGCAACCGAUAUCAUUUGAAGAAAAAAGUUAUUAUGAGGAAUGUAAAGAAUAUUAUCACAUUACAGGAAAACCAUUAAUAUCUAUUGCUGAAGAAGUGUUUGAUAAUAAUAUUGAAUUAAAAUCAUCAUCACUUAAAAUUGGUAUUGAUGAAGAGUGUAAUCAAUUUGAUUUACAAAGUUUUUUGACCCAGUUUUGUAAUAAAUUAGAUAUAAACAUAGAUGAUAUUGUUGUGAAACAAAUACAAGUAGGUUCAUCUAUAUUAGAAGCAGAAAUUCCUGAUAAACUCGGAUCAAAUGAUAAACAACUUCGUUUAAAAAUGAUAUAUCAAUCAAUUACAGAUAAAUUACAAGAAGAAUUUGGUAAAAUGAAGAUUUUUUUCCUUUUUAUGGGUCCUAUUAAAUCAUUAUUUAAAAUACAAAAAUAUCGUACAGAAAUAAAACUCAAUCCACAAUAUAAUCGUAUAUAUGAUCGUGAUUAUAACUAUUGGGAAGGUCCUCUUCAUGAUGGAAGAGAUCGUGGAAAUAAACCAUAUUAUUGUCCUAUUGGAUGGAAACGCUGUUCACUUUAUGUUACUGAUAAAUUUUAUGAAAAAUUUAAAGGAUGGUGCAUAUGCUAUCAUGGUACAAAAUUUUCCAAUGGUUUAUCUAUUUUAUUGAGUGGAUUAAAACCAGCACGCAUAAAAGCAUAUGGCGAUGGAAUAUAUGCUACUCCAUCUGUUAACUAUGCAUCUCAUCCGCGAUAUUCUGAAAUCAUGCCUAUUGAUUCUUCACAUCAAAAAACAUUUUUUAAAUCUGGCAAAUAUCUACAAUUUAUACUAGAAUGUCGUGUUCAUCCAAAUAAUAUUAAAAAAACAGAUGAGGAAACAUUGAGCGUGAAGGACGGUACCACUAUUGAUUCAAAUAUAAAAAAUGAAGAUAUUGAAUGGGUUAUUGAUAAUCGAAAUAAAACUAUCGUAGACUUUAAUGAUCCAGACUCGUCGAUCAUUUGUACAGGAUUAUUAAUACGUGUUACAGAUAAUCAUCCUGGUUUAUUACCUCAAUCACAAUGGUGGUUUAAUUCACAUCUAUGUGAUUAUAAAAAAUGUUGUGCGUUAGGCAUCGACCUUGAUAGUCUUGAAGGGCAACGGCAACAUGAAAAUAAAUGUAACAUUAUCUAUGAAUAA